UGACCCCAAUUUCUCUUUAGGUUUUUUGCAAUUUCAAAUUCUCUCUCUCCAUUGCCACCGGUCUCUGCCAUUUGAUAAAAUAUCCUAGAAAAAAUCUAUUUUUUCAAAUUCGAUAAGAUAACCCGACCUGGUGACCCGAAAUGGCGGCGUUUAGAGCGGAUGACGACUACGAUUAUCUGUUCAAGGUGGUCUUGAUCGGAGAUUCCGGUGUUGGGAAAUCGAAUUUGUUGUCAAGAUUUACGAAGAAUGAGUUUAGCCUUGAAUCUAAAUCCACAAUCGGAGUAGAAUUCGCUACCCGAAGUAUUCGGGUCGAUGAUAAGAUCGUUAAGGCCCAGAUUUGGGACACUGCUGGACAAGAAAGAUACCGGGCUAUUACAAGUGCAUACUACCGAGGAGCUGUUGGUGCACUGCUUGUCUAUGAUGUCACUCGACAUGUCACAUUUGAGAAUGUUGAGAGAUGGUUGAAGGAACUACGAGAUCACACAGAUUCCAAUAUCGUGAUUAUGCUUGUUGGUAACAAGGCAGACCUGCGACACUUGCGUGCUGUUUCUACUGAGGAUGCUAAGGCCUUUGCUGAGAGAGAAAAUACCUUCUUUAUGGAGACAUCUGCUCUUGAGUCUAUGAAUGUUGAGAAUGCUUUCACUGAAGUGCUAACUCAAAUAUAUCAUGUGGUCAGUCGAAAAGCACUUGAAGUAGGGGAUGAUCCUGCAGCAUUGCCUAAGGGACAAACCAUCAAUGUUGGAAACAAGGAUGAUGUUUCAGCCAUCAAGAAAGUUGGCUGCUGUUCUGCCUAAAUGUUAGAUGAUUUUGGGUAUCCAAGCUUCCUCAACUUUUCAUCUCUUUAAGCACAAGACCUUCCCCAUUGUGUUAUUGUCCUUUAGCUUCCUAGAGAUAUGAGGUUGAAGUCAAAGAAAACACCACGACUCCCAAAUUUCCUUACUUCAUUUGAUUUCAGUUUCUUUUUCACGGUUCUUUUAGGAUAUUUUCUUUCUCGUGUAAUGUUCCAUUUUAUAGUUUUGAUAGUUUUUGUUGUAUUUGAUUGCUUUAGAAUACAUAGUCUGUUCAGACAGGUCUAGUUUUGUAUUUUUAAAUGAUUUUCAUUGGUUGUGGAUGAUCAAAUUUGAAUUAGCUAUGAUAAUAAUAUAUAUUAAUUCCAUCAUUGGUGUCUUUUUGGUUUA
Messenger RNA from Durio zibethinus, 1178 nucleotides. RefSeq names its product ras-related protein RABA1f-like. Lineage: Eukaryota; Viridiplantae; Streptophyta; Magnoliopsida; Malvales; Malvaceae. Gene Ontology annotation, molecular function: GTP binding; GTPase activity. The record is from RefSeq and is a predicted model, not a curated record.